AUGGCUCGUCGACCGAAGCGGUCGGCGCUGGUACUGGCAGCGAUCGCGACCGUCCUAGCGGUUAGCCAGCGGUGCGCUGAAGAUGGUGCGUACCCCCGGUACGGUGGUGCGGUGGCCAGUGCGGUGGUCACGGUCACCGCUAGUGCCGAGUCCGAAGCGGACCUCUCGGUGGCCGAAAGCAAUCACCAUCCCCGGGCGGCGUUACUGAAUCUGCCCAAGUUUGGUGAUCGGUUAGCACCUCGGUCACGCCCGGCCAUUGAGGAACCGGCGGUGGCCAGUUCUGGUAACGGUGGAAGUGUAGUCAGUGCCAGGGACCAGAGUCCGGCGGGUAAAACUGGCCGGCAAGGUCGUGGUCAACAGGGUUUCCCGGGUUCCCGGGGACCACAACAGACGCAACCGCACCAGGCGGACAUCAAGCGUGCCGACGUCAUGCUGGUCAGUUCGCGCAGUGCCAAGGGUGGUGGUGUGCAGGGAGGGGUGGGCCAACAGGACCUCACACUCGCCGCUGACGAGGAGGAGGAGGAGGAAGAGGAAGAGGACCACGAAGAAGAAGACGAAGAAGAAGGUGACGAUGUGGUAGAAGAUGAGGAGGAAGAAGUGGCGGUGGAUCCAGUGCGUAGUGACGGAUCGGCGGAUGUUGUUGGCGCGUUGGACUUCCGUGGACACGAAGUAGUGGCACGUGCCCGUGGGAACGAGCUGGAAGAAGAGGAGCAGACGACAGGGGAGAAGCAGGAGCAGCAGCAGCAGCGGACGGUGGUGGGCCGGGGUCCACUCGAAAUAGUGGAUGAUGUGAGUGAUGCGAUCGCAUCCGUCGCCGGCAUCAUCGGUAAUGCGUCAUCGCAGGCGCAGGCGCACCGGUUAGAGAUGUCGACCGAGUUCUUCGUCGUGCCAUCGACCGCGGCCUCCGCGGCCUCCCGUUCAACGACCGUCCGGGCCGGGGGCGUGAUUCUGGCCGCCCGGCCCCCACCGACCGGCCGCCAGAACGUUACGCCACCGACGAUCGUGGCGGCGGCCGCUGACUUCGGUGCUGGCCCGGGCAGUAGUGGACUCCGGAAGGAACCGUGGGUCGUCCCGGUGCUAGUGUUGGCUUCCCUUUCGAUGCUCAUGAUGGCCGCGUUCGAGGUGUUUGUGUUGUGUAAAGCGUGGCGCACUUCGCCGAGUCGCCGUCACCUGUUCCUCGGUCAGAUGCUGCUGCUGGGGCUGUUCGCUUGUUCCGGGUUGGCCGCCGUCCUGACCGUCACACCGACCGUUCUGUCCUGUGCAACGAUGCGCUUCGGUGCGGGCGUUGCGUUUGCCCUCGUGUUCGCCUCCCUGCUCGUCAAGUGUGUGUUUCUGAUCAGCUUAAACGGUGGCGUGUACCUGCCGGCACCGUACCAGGGACUGUUGCUACUGUUUGCCGUCCUCAUCCAAGUAGCGGUCGGUGGUCAGUGGUUGCUAACGUCACCACCGAGCGUGGACAGUGUUUCGGUAGCGGCAACCACAGCGACCGGCAGUACCGCUGCGGUAUCGAGCCGCUACCAUCUUCUGAUGACCGCGAGUGAUCUCGCUACGAUCUCGCACCCUUCGAUGCCGUCCACGGGCGCUGCGGCCGGCGCCGCCGCCACCACCACCGUCAUCCCGCUCUGUCAUACACCAUUCUCCGAGCUACUCCUGUCACUGAUCUACAUCGUCUUCCUGAUCGUGUUUGUGGCUGUGCUGGCGAUCAAAUCGCGUGGAAUCCGUGACAAUUACCGGGAAGCGACGUACAUUGGGCUCGCGAUCGGUGGCAUCAUCCCGAUCUGGCUCGGGUGGACGUUGUGCGGGUUGGCGGUGGCCGAUCGGCACCGGGAUGCGUGCCUUGCGUUCGGGCUCGUCGCUACCUCGUCCACGGUGUUUUUGGUGAUGUUUAUGCCGAAGGGACGACAGCUGGCGGCCAUGGGCAAGGAGGGACUGUACGUGGAGGAUCGCGAGGAGCGGUUUAGUUCGCUGAGCCGGGCCGGUUCCGGUUACUCACCGUCGUUCUUCCACUUCAAACCGAUCAAGUAUGGUGUGAUGGGACCAUCGCCGACACUGCAGACAGGGACGGGAGCUGCGCUUGUUGCCGGUGGACCGGGCACGACCACCACCUCCAAGCAUCAGGCCGUUGCCACCCUCGGUGGAGAUCGCGUUGCACUGGUUACGGCACCACCGAGCUAUACGCCACGCAUGUAUCAUUACUUUCCAGCACACAUGACACACCCCUUCUGUUACUACCCCUCACUGGCACCGCAGCAGGCACGAUACCCAGGUCUGUUUAUGCGACCGGAUGAGACGAACCUCUACACCACGCUCGAGCAGACAAUGAGCAGCAACCCGAACGUGUACUUCCAACGUGGUGGCGGUGUCCAUCCGGGAAUGAUGUACUGA
Anopheles aquasalis is the source of this 2385-nucleotide messenger RNA. RefSeq lists its product as uncharacterized. Gene Ontology annotation, biological process: G protein-coupled receptor signaling pathway. Gene Ontology annotation, cellular component: membrane. The record is from RefSeq and is a predicted model, not a curated record. Gene Ontology annotation, molecular function: G protein-coupled receptor activity. Lineage: Eukaryota; Metazoa; Arthropoda; Insecta; Diptera; Culicidae.